AGCUAUCAUUUUAGUAGAUAAUGCAGUGAGAAAAAUAUGUUAUUAUGGUUAUGAAUAUUUGAAAAAUUGAGAUAAUUUCGGAAGAUCUAUUCUAAAUUUGUUUGAUUUUACAACAGCUUUGUUUGUUACUCGUACAAUAUGAAAAGACAUGUAUUUUAUCGAUUAAAUCACUAAUAUAUUCUCGUUUAAUUUAGUAUUAUUCGGUCAUUACGUUGUAACGUUAAGACGAUAUAAAAUUCACAGAUAAGAUCAGAUAAGAGUGACUACCAAUAAAACAGUCUUUACAUUUGUAAGAAGUGAACAAAUUAAUAAUACUUGUUUAUUAGUAACAUCGAAAAUAUGGCUUUUGUAAUAAAUAAAUCUAGUACUACAUUUAUCAAAAUUAGUGCACGUUCUUGUAACUUAUACAAAAAUUUUAAAGUUUCGAAGAUAUGCGCAUUCAACUUUUCUGUUAAAGCUAAUAUUCCUGUAGAGGAAGAAGAAAUUCAAAGGUUAAUACCACCUGUAGGAAAUGGAAAAAUUUUUAAUAGUGUAGAUGAAGUUGUAUCUGAUAUACAUGAUGGUGCAAAACUUCUGGUUGGUGGUUUUGGACUUUGUGGAAUACCAGAGAAUCUAAUAAAUGCUUUAUUAAAGAAAGAAACAAAGCAAUUAACAGUAGUUUCAAAUAAUGCAGGAACAGAAAAUGCUGGAUUAGGUAAAUUAUUAAAAGAGCAAAGAAUUAAAAGAAUGAUAGCUUCGUAUGUUGGUGAAAAUUCUGAAUUUGAAAAACAAUAUUUGAGUGGACAAUUGGAAGUUGAAUUAACACCGCAGGGUACAUUAGCAGAACGUGUACGAGCAGGUGGUUCUGGUAUCCCUGCAUUUUAUACACCUACUGCUUUAGGAACUAUAGUACAAGAAGGAAACGUUAUUAUAAAAUAUGAUAAAGAUGGGAAUGCAGAAAUCUCAGGAGAACCAAGAAGUACUAAUCAAUUUGAUGACAGAAAUUAUGUUUUAGAAACUGCUAUUACUGGAGAUUUCGCUCUUGUAAAAGCAUGGAAAGCUGAUCCUGCUGGAAAUUUAAUUUUUAGAAAAUCAGCAAGAAAUUUUAAUCCUAUUAUGUGUAAAGCUGCAAAGGUAGCAAUAGUAGAAGUGGAAGAAAUUGUAGAAAUUGGUCAAUUAAAUCCUGAUCAUAUUCAUUUACCUGGAAUUUUUGUUGAUAGAAUUGUAAAAGGUCCAAUUUAUGAAAAGCCUAUUGAGAAACGUUCAACUAGCCAAAGUAUUAAACCAAAAAAAGUAACUCCUGCUAGCAAAGCAAGAGAAAGAAUUAUAAGACGUGCUGCAAUAGAAUUUAAAGAUGGAAUGUAUGCUAAUCUGGGUGUUGGUAUUCCAAUGCUUGCUAGUAAUUACAUCCCUAAAGGUGUAAAAGUAACAUUACAAUCAGAAAAUGGAAUUCUUGGUCUUGGACCUUUUCCUGAUGAAGAGGAUGUUGAUGCUGAUCUUAUUAAUGCUGGAAAGGAAACAGUAACAGUAUUACCUGGUGCUUCAUUCUUCAGUAGUGAUGAAAGUUUUGCUAUGAUUCGCGGAGGUCACAUAGACUUAACAAUACUUGGUGGUAUGCAAGUAUCUGAAAAAGGAGAUUUAGCAAAUUGGAUGAUACCAGGAACAAUGGUUAAAGGAAUGGGUGGUGCUAUGGAUCUUGUUUCUUCCCCACAUACAAAAGUUGUUGUAACUAUGGAACACAAAACGCGCGAUGGUAGACCUAAAAUUGUAAAAAAUUGUACCUUACCUUUAACAGGUGAGCAGUGUGUUGAUUUGAUUAUCACAGAUUUAGCUGUUUUUGAAGUUAUUCGAGGAGAAAGUUUAAAACUAAUUGAAGUUGCAGCAAAUGUAGAUAUAAGUGAUAUUGUUAGUUCUACUGGUUGUGAAUUUUCUAUAGCUGAUGAUCUUAAAGAGAUGCAACAGGUAGAAAUAAAUGAACAAUGAAUUGCAAUUAUUUUAUAAAGUAUGUGUUACACGAAUUUCAAGUAUAGAUUAUAAAGCAUAAUCGUGAUUAUGCAUAAUUAAGAGUUUAUAGAAAUAAAGGAGAUAGAUAAGAUUAUAAAA
Molecule: messenger RNA, 2082 nt
Organism: Vespula pensylvanica (western yellowjacket)
Lineage: Eukaryota; Metazoa; Arthropoda; Insecta; Hymenoptera; Vespidae
Gene: SCOT
Product: succinyl-CoA:3-ketoacid coenzyme A transferase 1, mitochondrial
Exons: 7
Coding region: 340-1962 (540 amino acids)
Biological process (GO): ketone body catabolic process
Molecular function (GO): CoA-transferase activity
Source: RefSeq, a predicted model, not a curated record